Vespa crabro (European hornet) is the source of this 3324-nucleotide messenger RNA. It is a transcript of the gene bnb, whose product is annotated as translation initiation factor IF-2. The coding region runs from base 1947 to 3197 and encodes 416 amino acids. The record is from RefSeq and is a predicted model, not a curated record. The transcript is spliced from 2 exons. Lineage: Eukaryota; Metazoa; Arthropoda; Insecta; Hymenoptera; Vespidae.
AGGAAAUUGAAAUAUCAAUAAAUAAAAAAUAUAUAUGAAACGAAUGUCUUAUAUAAAUAAAUGAAAUGAAAAAUUUAAGUUAAACGUAAAGAAACAAUCAUAGCUAUACAUGCAUACAAAACAGUCAUUCAAACGAUAAUCUAAGAAAAUGAUGAAACAAUCGACUUUGUCUCGUCAACUUACGUAUCUUUAUAAAUACAUUCUUGAUUUAUUCGACUUUGUAAUGGCUAUUUAUCCUAUUAUAAAAAUCUCAUCUUUCUAUUUUAAAAAUAGAUCACUCUUUGUGAUCUCUAAUCUUUUUCUCGUACUUUCUUAAACUCCAUUAUUACUGCAUACGAGAUCAUUUUAUUUUUGUACACAUUUUUAUCUCGUGUAAAGAUUUACUCAAAAGAGGAUAAUGACGCGACACUUUCUGAUAAAUCAAAUCAAUGACGAUGACGAAUUAAUAUCUUAUUGUGAAGAAUGCAUUCGUACAUAUGUAUAUAUGUAUAUACGAUGCUAGUGAAAGCGUGUGUAAAAUGGUAACCAUUUAUAAAUAUGUGUUAUGGACAUUCGAUGGCAUAAGUAAUCUUAUAUUUCUCCUUUCACUAUGAUAUAUCGAGAUUGUGGUUAUGGAUAUGCUUAUCAUUAUGUUUGAAAUAUUCUAUAAAACGCUAGAUUAAUAAAGAGACUAUCAGACAAAAUUGAUUCUUAAACAACAAUAUCUAUUAGCUUACAUGAUUUUGCUCAUUAUACAGAUGAUUAAAAAAAUUUUAAUAGAAAGUAAUUUUCAUAUGUUUUUUUGUAUGUUAUAUUCUUUCUGUUUUUAUGACCAUAAAAUGCGAUAUUAAAAGAAAAGAAAAGAAAAGAAAAGAAAAAAAAAGAUCUAAAUUGAGAAAAGAAUUAAAUUAAAUAAAGAUCUAAAUUGAUCUAAAUACGAUAAAUCUAACGAUCGUUACUUUUAAUAUAUAAAGAAUAAUUUCGACAUUCUCUUUAGACAUUUAAAAUUGCUAUACAGAUGAUUUUGUUUUAUUAAUUUUUUUUAAGAAAAAGAAUUUCUUUUUUUAAUAAUAUAAUAUAUCCAAACAAUAAUACAUGUAUAUAUAUAAAAGAUGAGAAUUAUCUAUAUAUGUUUCGAUAAGUAUCGACGCGAUGGCGUGACUCGUAUCAUCUGGCCUCUUAUUUUUCUUCGAUACGACGUAAUUACUGUUUCUAUCAAAAUCCAGCCAUAUUGUUAUACUUUGAAAUUUCAAUCUCCCACUCCCGAGCAAGUGUACUUUGACGACGAUGUAAACACUGUGCACAUAUAUAAGCAAGGCGAAUGGAAAGAUUACGGUUCUUUUCGCUUUCAAUGUAAAACGUGAAAAAAUCUCGAUUUUGUUUUUAACAGGAUAAAAUUUGCGUGUCGACACCUUCCUUUGCGAUUAAUUUGAAUUCAUAUUACAUUAGAAUUAACACUAAUAAGUACCAUUGUACGUGAUUGAUACAUUAGAAUAUGCGAAAAAAUAAAAAUUGGGAAUAAAUCAUUAAAUGACAAAUUUCGUAAAAGUACACAUUCGUUGAUUUUAUUAAAAAUUUCAUUGAUGUUUAAACUUUUUUCAUUAAUCUUUUUCGAACGUAUAUUAAUAAGUUCAAUAUGAUAAUUAUAUAAAACAAUCCGAACUUGGGAGAUUCUAGGAACAGAAUUCUAGGAAUGGAAUAGAAUCAGGAAUUCUAGUUAUGAUUCUAUUUAAUUUGAUAUACAAAGUAUAUCUAGUUAUUUCAUGACCAGCAAAAAAUCUUUUGCGAACUAGCGAAUGAUAUAUUCGAAAGAAGAAGAUAAAAAGAAAUAGAUAGAUAAAAGAAAGACGUCUCUUAAAGACAACAUCUUGGAGAAUAAACAUAGCAAUAUAGAGAGUGACAACGGGAAUGUUUUUACAAUUGUCCGAUGAGGUAUAUAAUUCGCGAAAGACAGAAAUUCAUCAUCAAUGUACGAAGUUCCAUCCACGAUGAAGAUAUACUUGGCAUAUUUUCUUCUUUGGGGUUUCAUAAGCAACCAGCAGUCGGUUAAAGCUACGGAAGUUGAAUCUUCGGCAUCAGCAUUGGCUGAUGGCUCGAGCGUUAACAAUGACGCGGCUGUCCUUGACUCAAGUUCAUACAGUUGGUCGUCCGGUGAUGAUCAAAAGUCGAUUGACUCGAACUCGUCUAACUUGAUAAAAGCAAAAUCGAAUGGAGAGAUUUUAGCGAAGGCGAUUUUGAGCAAACCGGAUGAUCAUGUUCCAGAGAGCGGCGUAUCGUUGGAGGCGACGGCAGAGGCGCAAACGAAGGAAGAAUCAAAGGUUCAAGCUCGUGCCAUGGAGGACAAAGCGAAUAAUGAAGUGAAGGCGAGAGUGAAAGCCGAUGCCGAAGCCGAAGCCAAAGCCGAAGCCGAAGCCGAAGCCGAAGCCAAACCCGAAGCCAAAGCCGAACCCGAAGCCAAAGCCGAAGAAGAUAGAGCUCGAGUAAUAGCCGAAGCGAAAACUCGUGCCGAGGUCGAAGGUAGAGUGCAGACAGAGGUAGUUCGUCGAGCGUUGGCCCAGGCAAAAGCGGAAGCGAAGAUACAAGCGAGUAAGGCAGCGAAAGCAAAGGCUAAUGCUCUCGCGAAAGCGGAAGCUUACGUGAAGGCAUCUGUAGCUGCUAAUAAAGCUGCCGCGGAUGCGGCCGAGAAGAUGAAAAGAACUGUAACUGCGCGAAUGGAGGCUACUAUGAAAUCAAUCGCCGCCCAAGCAGCACUUUCCGAUGAAGAGAUGGCAUCUAUGCGUGCAGUUGCCUUCGCGGCUGCGGUCCAGGCUGCCCAAAUGCAAGCCUUGAUUGCCGCCCGAGCUGGGGCUAUCGCACAAAAAAAGAGUUUCUUUCAGGCUUUAACAGCGAGCAAAAUAGUCACGGCGAACGCACUUGCUGCCAAUAUAGUUGAAGGCAAAGCGAUCGUCGCUAAACAGAAAGUCAACGAAGCUACGAACGAAACUCAAGCAGCUAUUCUAGUUCAAUCGAUGGCCAACGACGAAAUGUCAACGGCAACCUUAGUUCAAAAUGAAGCUUUACCGGCAGCCAUUACCACAAAUGUUUUGCAAAUCGCCGCACUCACGGAAGCUAAUGCCGCGUUACAGGAUAUUCUUGCGGUCGAUGUUCGUCAGGCGGAACUUUCGAUCCCUGAAAGAAAUCCUUUGAAAUCAUUUAUCCCAAUUGAUUACGAGGAUUGAUUUAUAUCCUCCUUUACAAAACUAUUGAUAUAUGCUCUCUCUCAUGAGCAUUAUGAAAUACAGUUGUUAAGAAAAACGAACUUUUGCAUAUUCAAUAAAGCGAAAUCGAAAGUAAAUCGAAAACGAA